GGGAGCGGCACCCCCGGGGGGAUGCCCGGGGCCUCGCCCUGCGCUGGGGCCUCGUCCUGCCGUGGCGGAGCGGAGGUGGAGCCGCUCGGCGGCCCCCGCCCCGAACAGCCGCCAUGGAGAAGUACCACGUCCUGGAAGUGAUCGGGGAAGGCUCUUUCGGGCGCGUGUACAAGGGGCGCCGGAAACACAGCGCCCAGGUGGUGGCCUUGAAGUUCAUCCCCAAGGUGGGGCAGUCUGAGAAGGAGCUGAAGAACCUGCAGCGGGAAAUUGAGAUAAUGAGAGGCCUCCAUCACCCCAACAUCGUCCAGAUGCUUGACACCUUCGAGACUGACAAGGAGGUGGUGGUGGUGGCUGACUAUGCAGAAGGAGAGCUCUUCCAGAUCCUGGAGGAUGAUGGGAGUUUGCCUGAGGACCAGGUCCAGAUCAUAGCUGCCCAGCUGGUCUCUGCUCUCUAUUACCUGCACUCCCACCGCAUCCUGCACCGUGACAUGAAGCCUCAGAACAUCCUGCUGGGCAAAGACGGCGUUGUCAAGCUCUGUGACUUCGGGUUUGCCCGGGCCAUGAGCAUCCACACCAUGGUGCUGACCUCCAUCAAGGGCACCCCACUGUACAUGUCUCCUGAGCUGGUGAGGGAGCAACCAUAUGACCACAAGGCAGACCUGUGGUCCAUGGGCUGCAUCCUGUACGAGCUGUUUGUGGGCACCCCUCCCUUCUACAGCAGCAGCAUCUUCCAGCUCAUCAGACUCAUCGUCAGGGAACCCAUCAAAUGGCCCGAGGCCAUAAGCCCGGUCUUCAAGAGCUUCCUGCAGGGACUGCUAAUGAAGGACCCCUGCCAGCGCCUGUCGUGGCCAGAGCUGCUCUCUCACCCCUUCAUUGCUGGGCGGGUUACUGUGAUUGAUGACAUAGAAGAGCAUGGGAUCCCAAACCCCUUCACCACCAAGCUGUCCCCAGAGCUGGAGGCCCUGAAGGAGCAGCAAGCCCAUUCCAUGGCCCCUAGGAGCGGUCAGUCCAAGAUCCUGAGGAAGGCCCAGCAGAAGAUGGUUGAAGAGACCCAGAAAAAGGAGCAACUGAAGGCAAGUGAUGCAUCUAUGAAGGACUCUGGCAAAGGAUGCCCGGGGCGUAGACCCAGUGCAGCUCCAAGGAAGGCAGCCACUGGGGAGGGGGAGCCACCGUCUGCCUCCAACAAGAAGAACCCUGGUGUCCUGCAAGGGAAGAGCAGCACGGCAGACUGGGAGCUGGAGGAGCCUCCCCCCAGCCCAUGGGAGCACAGCAUCAGUCAAGACUAUGAGAGGGAGUUUCCUGGAGCAGAGGUCUCUCUGCAGCCUGGUGUGGGCAGGGCAGAGAGCUGGGACAGGUGCAGCUUCAAGACUGUGGACUUGGAGAGUGAGGAUCUGGAGAGCCAUGAGGAGUGGCAGUACCCGAUCAAGGCCACUGAGCCCUCAGCCGUGCAGCUGGGCACACCACUGAGCCUCCUGAGGGACCCGGCCUUCCGGCACCAUGUCCAGGCCCACCUGGCAGACUCUACUCAGCAGGUCCUGGAAGGGAUGCUGGAGGGAGGCUCUUGUCUCCAUCUUGUGCUCCGUGUUGUGGACAGCCUCCUGGCUACCCGAUGUGACUCUGAGCUGCCUGACCACUUCUGCCAAGAGCUUAAUGUGCCUCUGUCUCCACUGUGUCUAGCUAAGCAGAUCCUGGAGAGUGGUAGUGCCAAGCAGCAGCCCUGGUGUAUCAGAGUGCUGACAGACCUCCUCAUGGUGACCACAGUUUAUUUCGACAGCGAGUGUAGCCUGGAGGAGAGUGGGCAAAAGGACAGCCUGCAGGCCUUUCAGGACAGUGCCAGCUGCUUCCUAGCCCGGCUGCUGGGGCUGCUGGCCGAGCCAGCCAACAGCAAGAAGAGACUCUGCCAGCAAAGCCUUCUGUGCUUCAAUCUGCUCUGUGAAAGCCUGGAUGUGAUGUGCCCUUCCAUCUCUGCCUCCUUCUAUGGCAGCCUGCGAGAGAAGCAUCAGCCCCUGCUGAACAGACUCCUUCAGGAAUCCAUAUCUGAGCAGCCUGCUCUGCAAGGUGCAGUGAUGGAGGCCAACUCAUCCCAUGAGCAGAGCCCACAUGUGGCAGACAUCUUCAUGGCUGCAUUGGCUGCUGCCUGCAGCAUCCCCCUGGAGAGGAAUGGCUGUCGGGAAGCCAAGCAGCAGGUCGCUCAGGAGGUAGCUGAAAAGCUUAUGGAGGGAGAGAGCCAGAAGCUUGGGAGACUGUUGGGGAGACUAGAGCACCCAAGCUGCUCCUUGAAUGUGCUGAAGAUCCUUUACGCUGGCUGCCAUGCCAGCCUGAGCCUGUGCCAGCACCUGGGAAGGAGCCAACGACUGUGGGAUUCCCUCCUGCAGCUCUUGAAGGGCAAGGUCCCCAUGGCAGAGGUGGCCCAGGGGGCAGCCUGUGAGGCCUCUCUGUACCUACUGGCCCUGCUCAGCCUGCAGCUCCAGGCCCCCCCUCCCAGGCUUGAGGAGGUGGUUACACUGGCUGUGGAUCUCAUCAUCCAGUCUCCUCUCAUCUCCCUUGUGGGUGCUGCAGCAUUCCUCCUGGCACAGCUAAAUCAGCACAGGGUGGCCUUGGAGCUCACAGCAGAAGAGAUCAUACCAGUGGUGACAAAUACUCUGACAGCAUCUGCUGAGCUGCAGCUUCCCCCGCCAAUGGGUGCUGGUCUCUACGAUGGGCUCUUUUUCCUUCUACUGAAGCUCCUUGCCCAGGAGGAUGUGAUCAUGGAGCAGGGUUUUGCUGCCUCGGAGCUGUGGAGUGUGAUGUGGCAUCGUGGUGCUGCAGUGCUUCGUGCAGGCAGUGACCAGGCAGCGCUGGAGGGAGGCCCUGUGGUGGCAGAGCCAGACUGGAACCUCCUCUCCCCUCGUGGCACCCUGUUCUUCCUCAGCCUGGCCCUCUUUGUCUUCACUCAUGAGUCCCACUGGUGCCUGCCUCAGCUCAUCCAGCCCCAAGGUGUCCUCAUGGUGACGCUGAAGAGGCUGCUGUCCCCUGGCUUCCUGGCAUGCCUGGCACAGACGCAAGCUGGAGAGGAUGGCGACCCUAAGCUCGUCCCAGCUGUGGUGAUCCAGACCUGCCAGCUCCUCUGUUCCCUUUUUGCCCUGGAUGUGGAUGGAGACACCUUAGCAUUGGUCAUGGAGGCAGUGAGAGGUGCCCAGAUCCCUUCCCAGCUGCUGCAGGUCUGCUCUUGCCAUCUGCCCCUCUCGUGCACCGAGCUCCCCAUGAGCCUCUUGUACCGCUUUGUGGUGUCUGACGAGCAGGUCAUAGACCAAAUGGUGAGGGAAGCUGCUGCCUCGGAGCACAUCAUUGCCUUCUUGACGUCUGCCUUGUUUUCAGACCUCCCCAGACUCACAAGUGACCUCCUGUCUCUCUUGGCCCAUGUGGCCCGGGCCAGUCCGGAACACUUGCCCUUUCUCCAGAGGAUCCUGAGGGGCUCGGAUGGGGCCAACCAGCCACUGACCUGUCUGCUGGGUCACUGCCAACACCCAAUCCGGGCCAAAACCUGCACCCUGUUGGGCAACAUGCUCCGGUACAGCCACGGCUUUCCCCAGGCGCUGCAGAGCCAGCCUGGCUUGCUGGAGAGCCUGCUGGGGUGCCUGGAGGACCAGGAGGAGAGCGUGCGCCGGGCAGCCAGCUUCGCAGUGGCCAACGCAGCCUACCGCAAGUCCUUCCCCGCUGGGACCCUGGGCGGGGCCGUGCCCCGGCUGGUGCGGCUGCUGCGUGACUCGCAGGCCAGGACAUGCUGCAACGCAGCCAUGGCCCUGGGCAACCUGGGCUGGUGCUCAGCGGAGCUGGGACACCUGCUGAUGGAGAGCAAGGCUCCCCAUGUCCUGCUGGAGAUGGCCUGCCGGGACCCCCGGGAGAGUGUGCGUGAGGGAGCUCUCGUCGCGUUGCAGGCCCUGAGCCAGCACCCUGGGAUACGGCAGGUCCUGCUGUCCCUCGGCGCCACGGAGAAGCUGGCUGCACUGGCCGGCAGCAGUGACUCGCAGCCCGCUGCUGGUGGCAGCUCCCGGCCGCUUUCUGCCCGGCACCGCGAGAAGCUCCUGCGCCUCCUCGCACCUCUGCAGAGCACCGGCGGGAGCGGCGAUGGAACGCACCCCGGCUCCCCCGCUCGCGGCAAGUCGGCCGCCCCGCCCCGGCGCUGAGGACUGACGCCGGACUUUGUCCUUUCCCGUUCCUGGAAAAGUGCCUGUAGACCUCAAGAAAACCCCUGUUUCUGGGCGGCCCCCCAGCGCCCCGGGGCUUGCCCCCCCCGCCCCGCCCCGCCCCGGGGCAGCCCCCGGGCACCGCCGCCCCGGCUGUGCUUCCGCCGGGCCGGCAGGCGGCGCUGCGCGGCCCGUGCCGCCCGCUGGCGCGGGGGCCGCCGGGAGCUGUAGUUAGGAGGCGGCCCCGCCCUGGUCUCCAUAGUAACGGCGGGCGGCGGCGGCGGCGCGCGGAGCGGCGGGGCCCGCGGGAGCCGAGCUGGGCGGUGAGUACGGGAGGGGCGGGCCCGCUGUGCCUCCCUGCCGGGGAGCGGGGCCCUUCGUGGGGGGUGCGUGUCUUCCCGCUUGUCCGCGCCUUCCCGGCUGUCCUCCCCAGAGUCCCCCCGGGCCGUGGGGCCCUCGCUCCCCCCCGCUGCCUCCCCGUCCCCGCCUCGCCGGGCCCCCCGGCCUCCCCUGCCCCGCCGCCUUGCUCCCAGCACCCGCCCGGCCUGUGUCCGGGCCCCGAGGGGGCGCAUUUCCCAAGCCCAGGCCUCCCCGCCUUGGCCCGACUCUGCCUCCCCCGGGGCCUCGCCGCCCCGGGCCCCGGCCCUGGGGCCGCACGGGGGUGCAGCGCGGCGGGACGCGCGGGGGCCGGGUCCCGACCGCCGCUCCCGGGGCGGAACCGGGCGUCUCGGUGCGGCCCUUGGCCUCCAAGACUUUUACUUGAAGACGUGAGACCCACAGCGUGUUUCCCGGGCGAGCGGCAGGGAGGGUGAGGAGCUGGCUCCUUAGCGAGCCUGUCCAGCGGCACUUGGAGCUGCAGUCAGGAUGGCGCUGGGGCAGACCAGCUGUUAAUCCUUCUGCUGGGGUCUUGGUCUGGCUGCUCUGGUGUUGCUAAAAAGGAGCUGAUGGGUCUGAACGGUGAAGCUGCGAGAAGAGUUGAGUCAGGCCUGAAGUGUUUCCUGAAUAUCCCCAGGGUCCAGGCUGGGAAUGAGGGGCACGGGAGUGGGGAAGCCCUGUAGCGCUGUGCCAGCCUGCUGCCUCCCUGCCUGGCCAGGCGGUGGGUAUUUCAUGGGCAGCAGAGUUCAGCCCCACAGGUCCACAUCAAAACCCUCCCUCUGUGACUCCUGUGGUGUGGCUUUUCUUUCUUACUGCUGCAUGCUCCCCACUGAACAUGCACAUGAGGGUCUGGUGGUUCCUAGCCAGUCUGGGGGAAUAAACAGCGAGUUGUUGUUGGUCUGA
Messenger RNA from Apus apus (common swift), 5444 nucleotides. It is a transcript of the gene STK36, whose product is annotated as serine/threonine kinase 36. Gene Ontology annotation, cellular component: cytoplasm. Lineage: Eukaryota; Metazoa; Chordata; Aves; Apodiformes; Apodidae. Gene Ontology annotation, molecular function: ATP binding; protein binding; protein kinase activity. The record is from RefSeq and is a predicted model, not a curated record. The transcript has 27 exons. Gene Ontology annotation, biological process: protein phosphorylation. Bases 114 to 4166 code for a protein of 1350 amino acids.